Molecule: messenger RNA, 4520 nt
Organism: Nilaparvata lugens (brown planthopper)
Lineage: Eukaryota; Metazoa; Arthropoda; Insecta; Hemiptera; Delphacidae
Product: sphingomyelin phosphodiesterase
Exons: 15
Coding region: 198-2387 (729 amino acids)
Biological process (GO): sphingomyelin catabolic process; ceramide biosynthetic process
Cellular component (GO): lysosome
Molecular function (GO): acid sphingomyelin phosphodiesterase activity
Source: RefSeq, a predicted model, not a curated record
CAAACAAUUUUCAGUUUAAUAAUUUAUCUAGGUAUUAACAAUAUUGGUUCAUUAUGAAAAUGUGUGAGUGCGCGAUAACAAGUUAGUUCCGAUUAUUCAAGUGUGCCAAUGAAAUUUUCAUGUCUUUCAAGACCGCAAAUGGUUAUUCUUCAGAACUAAUAACUUUUCUUUGAAUUUGAAGGCUGGUGGUGUGUAUUAUGCGCGUGCCUCUGCCACCAUGUUUCAUCAUUGUAGCAUUUCUUUCAUCGUUAUUUUCCACAAUUUUCAUCUUCACUUUAGGUAGCCCUUUGAGACCCGAACGCCAAAAAUGGAACAUCACUCUCGGAGGCGUUUGGGAUGAGUUUGCUCUCCUGAGCAAUGACAAUGAAGACCCGGCCGGGAUCCUGCAGCCGUCCAACCACUCUCAUCAGCUGCCACCUUCCUACACUCCUGAGCAGAUCGAGAACCAAACCAUGCGUCAAUUCCAGUUGUUGAAGGUGAAUUACAGCCGACUGUUGUCUGAAUUGGACUGGGAAAUGUCAGCCAAAGACUUGCGCAGUGGCCGAGGUCUGCCUCCCAUUGUGGACAAAGCGUUGCGCUUGCUCAAUCUCAAACAAGUGAUAGAAGAAGUAGAAACAAGUGUUAUGUCCAAAGUGUCGUGCACAGCGUGUAAAGCAGGUGCUGGACUUUUGCAGCAUUAUAUCCAUCAUGGAAAAACCAGAGAUGAUAUAGUAAAAAUAACUUACCAAUUUUGUGUUAGUUUCAAACUUCAAACUCCUAGAGUAUGUGAAGGGAUCACCGAGCUGUUUGGGGGUGAAGUAGUGUACGUAUUGAAUCGACUAAAACUAGGACCUGAAGAGAUUUGUAGUUUUGUGAUUGGUGAUGCCUGUGGUGAUGUGUAUAAUCCCACUCAUGAAUGGCAAGUCGUUUUCCCUCCAGUGCCAAAGCCAACUGUCAUUCCAAUUCCAAAUCCUACCGAAGGAGGUGCCACGUUCAAAGUGCUGCACUUGUCGGACACCCACUUCGACCCGUACUACCAGGAGGGCACCAACGCAGACUGUAAGGAGCCGCUGUGCUGCCGGCUGACCAAUGGCCCCGCCCCCGACGCAGCGUCGGCCGCCGGCGCCUGGGGCGACUACCGCAAGUGCGACACCCCCAAGCGCACCAUCGACAACAUGUUCCAACACAUCGCCGCCACCCAUCCAGAUAUCGACUACAUCCUGUGGACUGGUGAUUUACCGCCACAUGACGUCUGGAAUCAAACCAGAGAAGAGAACCUGAUGAUAUUGAAACAGACUGUCGCUCAAAUGACGCAAUUCUUUCCUGGAAUUCCGAUAUUUCCAGCUCUAGGAAAUCACGAAGCAGCACCUGUAAAUAGUUUUCCGCCGCCAUUCGUGCACAACGACUUUUCGAUCACUUGGCUGUACGACGAGUUGGACACCCAGUGGCGGGAAUGGCUGCCGGCCAGCGUCUCCCGAACCGUGCGUCGCGGCGCCUUCUACUCGGUGCUUGUGCGUCCGGGAUUCAGAAUCAUUUCGCUCAACAUGAACUACUGCAACAACAAGAACUGGUGGUUAUUAUUGAAUAGUACCGAUCCUGCCAAAGAGCUUCAAUGGUUCAUCUAUGAACUGCAAAGUGCUGAAUUCAAUAAUGAAAAAGUUCAUGUCAUUGGACAUAUUCCUCCCGGCCACAGUGAUUGCCUAAAAGUUUGGAGUCGAAAUUAUUAUACAAUAAUAAAUAGAUAUGAGUCAACAAUUACAGCGCAGUUCUUUGGUCAUACACAUUUUGAUGAAUUCGAACUGUUCUACGAUUCACAAGAUCUAGGGAGACCAACUAGUAUAGCUUAUGUUGGUCCAUCCGUAACUCCUUAUAACGAUCUAAAUCCUGGAUACAGAAUAUACUUUAUAGAUGGAGACCAUGAUCAAACAACAAGAACUGUUAUUGAUCAUGAAACAUGGGUGAUGAACUUGAAAGAAGCCAAUCUCUACAAUUACCCAAUCUGGUACAAACUGUACAGUACACGAUCGACUUACCAGAUGCCCAAUCUCCUACCACAAGAGUGGGACAAUUUCCUCAACCAGCUGGCUGAAAAUGAAUCUCUAUUCGACCAAUACUACAAACAUUACUGGAAGAACUCUCCGGUUCGCCCGGCGUGCGACGCGGAGUGCAAGAAGAGGCUGAUCUGCGACAUUCGCUCAGGCAGGUCGCACGACCGCAAGGCGCUCUGCCAGGAGAUCGAGAGUCGCAUCGACGCCAACACACGCACCGGCUGGCGAGCCUGGUUCUACAACGGCCUCGCACUCUCCAUUUGGAUUCUAUCCACAAUUUGUGAUUUAUUGAUGUCGGUCAUAAUGGCAAUACCUUCACUCACAUACAAAAUUCCAAAGUAUGUCUUGGGAUUCGGAUAGCAGUAACUCAUCAUUCAUGAAUUUAUUGUGAAAUUAUCGAAGUGCUCAUUUUCAACAAUUACAUUACCGUGCAGUUAUUUUCAAAACUAGGAUUCAUAUUUUCUUACAUUCAUAAUAAUGUAAGUUGACGAACAAUCCACGAACAUAAGUGAACUCAUUCUUGGUUCAAUAAUGUUCUACAAACAGAUUCUUAUAAUUUAUAAUUAUUGCUCAAAAUAUAUAAUCCAGGUACUUGAUUCCAAAAUUGUAUACCUAUUGAAACAGAUAGCUUAUUACGGUACUGAAGCAUGAUACUAGCUUUAAAUUUGGAAACCAUCAAUACCAAUAAAUUAUUAAUUUACUUAGAUUACUUAGUUACCUAAAAAUACGUUAUAGCUUAUUCACCUCUAUUAAAUAUCAAUAUUGUGUAUUCGUCUACAAAUAUAUUUGUUUGAUACAGUUGUUCUUGCGAUUCUGGUGGGAUGAAAUAAUCGCCUAUUGAAAUUUUCAAUUCCUCUGUGAAUAACAUCCACGUAUAUUAUGUGAUGCUUCACUUUCCCAGGGAAACUGCUCAUACUGAUCCGGUAGCCUACCCAAAAUUUUAUCCAAAUUCAGCAAACUACCGUAUAUAUCCGCUUGCCUAAACAAACAGAAAAAACGUUGCUACACGGUGUAUCAAAAGUUUGUGCAUUGGUAAAUUCUCAAAAAUGGAAAACCUAUUUUUUUAACAUCGAGUUAAGCUAGAAAAUCGAAAAGAAUACGAUAGCUCUGAAGAGUGGAAUUGGCCUUAUAUCCUUAUACAUAGUGUGAUGAGAUUCUCAAACUGCGAUUAGAAUCAAUAUUAUGUGAAAUUCAGUACUUAAUAAUAAUUAUCAAGUUGAUAAUUAUUUUUUGAAGUGAACAUGAACUCUAUUAUCUAAUACUGUAUUAUUACAUAAUUAUUAAAUCGUUCUUGUCACCUAGCUUUCCGUUGUACAGUAUUAGUUUUUAUAUAAUCUUCUAUUGAACGAGCACUAGCGAGUUCUUACUUUUGACUCAAGGUCAAAGUUCUUGUCCGUCCGUGUGUAUGUUCGACAAUAACUUUCUUUAAGGGCAGGUCACACCGAGCUCGCGUCCGCGGCGGUAGCGAAGUCAAAAAACUCGCCUUCCAUGUUAUUAAGUUGUGCAGGUCACACCGAGCUCGCUACCGCGGAGGUAGUACCUCGGCGGUAGUUUCACUUCGCGAGACAAGCGAACUUUUGAAACGUCUCCUAGUGGGAGUACCGCUAGCGGUAGUGAGCUCGGUCUGACGUGGCCAAUCUAAUAACAUGGAAAGCGAACUCCAGAACUUCGCCAUCGGUAGUGCUCUGGUUGCCGGCCUUCCCCCACUUCUAGAGAACCAGCCUCAUCAAAACAAGAACAAAACCAAACUACCGCUGGCGGUAGUUUUUUGGUGUGAACUGCUUCCAGAAAAACUACCUCCGCGGGAGCGAGCUCGCUACCGCUAGCAGACGUUGGUGUGACGACCGCUUAAGACUUGAUCAAGAAGCUUCAAAUUUUGAACACAUAUUCGUCGAUCCUUUUUACAGAUCAAGUUCGUUAGAUAAAUACACCGACUCCUUCGGUUAACAACUUUUACAUUAACAAACUGAAACUGUUAGAUAUAUCAAUGUGCAGUUUUCGCAAUUCAUUUUCUCUUGGAACUCUGUAUAGAAAUAAUUUAUUACAUGACCACCUUCUCAUUUAUAAAAAUGAAUUUGGUUAUUAAUAUAAGGAACAAACAUGUAUAUAAGUAAUUUUUGAAGAGUAAUUUUUCAUUUCGAAUAGGAUCCCCAAUUUCAAAUUAUUCUUGCGAAAUAAAUAUUCAGCUGUUUCCAUAAUUUUCACCAAAUCUGUAUAAUUAAAAAUUAUGGAUUUCAAAGAUUACAAUAGGCAACCACAGUUCAAGGGCGAGUUCUCCAAGCCAGGGGGUCACUAGCUAGUACUUGUUUGUUGAUCUAACGCUGAAUAUUCAGUUUCGUAAUUCAGUCAAAUAUUUUGUAAAGUAUUGAUGUAAACAUUAAUUUUAUUUAAUGGACUAAUCGUUAUAGAUUGGUUUCAAUCUUAAAAUUGAAUUUUGUUGUUAUUUUUUAUUGUUUCGAAUACUAUUAAAAUAAAGCCAUGACAUUAAGAUCA